CCACUUUUUUAUAACUCCAAUAAAAUAAGUAGAACUAAUAUUGUUCAAAAAUGAUGUUUGUACUCACUCUUACACACACUUUUGUAUCCACUCAUGUUUAUGAAAGUUUUUUUUGUCUGUGAACAUUGUACAAACAAAACUUCACAAACGUGGUAAGUAUAAGAUGGAUAUAAGGAUAAGCAUAUCCUUAUAUCAUAGCAUUUUAAAGGAAAUGUUACCCUAGAUGACCAAAUAAAUAGCUGUGUACACAAGUGUUUUUAUUAGGAAGGUUGACAACUCUCUCUACCUUUAACCGUUUGGUGCGUAAGUUCUUAGUAAAGAAGGGGCGGGGCAUGAGAAUCCGCAACGCCUUUGUCUUCUCUAUUCACGCGUAAUCGUAAAAGGUCUUCUAAGGACGAAAAGACUAGACGACUGAAGCAACGGUGCUCGUGCAUCGCCGCCUUUCUUCGUCCCUACCGAGUAGUAUCCGUCUCCGGCGACGGCGAAUCCGCGCUUAACGUGGGCGAUAUCCUUGAGAAACAAGAAAGCGUUCUGAUUUUUGAGCUAAAAAAGAAGGAGAAAAGAAAGCGGAGGAGGCUUUUUCUGUGAAUCGGAAUCUGGGAAUCUGGAAAUGGGAGUGAAAGUAGCGGCGGCGUGUUUGCAUUGGUCGCAAUCUUCAGUUCCACAUCCGCCAUCGCCUCCUCAUCAUCAUCCUCAAACCAUCGCCUCCUCGGUUUCGUCUUUUUCAAAACGACGCAGAUUCGCCGGAAGUGAACGAUCUGUCGUUUGCCGGUUCGUCCACAAGCUGAACCGGCCGGCUACGCUUGGAACCCAACCAGCAAAGCUCCCCAGGUCCCGAUCCUGCGAGCUCCUGAACCUGAACCCCCCUGCACAACCGACGAUGAGACGGGCUUGUAGUGCCUAUCUAGAUUCCUUCUCUGACGAGGGAUUUUCUAAGAGAACUGAAGAUUUGGAUUUAACUUUCCAUCUCUCAGAUGAGGAAGAAGAAACAGAAAUCUCGAGGUCUAAUGAAUCUGAUGAAGUAACCUGCCGGAGCUCUACGGCGCGAGAUAAUCGGAGAGUUUUUGAUCGCUUGGAGCCUCCAGAUUGGAUCCAUAGAGUAGGGAUGGUUCCGACCGGUAUAGAUCGUGGGGCAAAUAGUUUCGGCAUCCCUCUGUCUUUGCGGAUUAUGGAGAGAAAAAUGCAAUGGCGAGACGGGUUCAGAGAUGCAGGGGAGUUGCUGACAUGUUCUUCGAUGAAAAUGGCCUUUUCUAACAUGGUGUUCAUAAUCCAGGAACUCCAUCGCCACACUUUCAAGAUGAGAGAGAUGUUGUUCUAUGAAGAUUUAGAGGGUAUAAUUGGGAGAGUGCAGAGAGAUAUGCAAGCAUCUUUCGUGUGGCUAUUCCAGCAAGUCUUCUCACAGACUCCAACGUUAAUGGUCUAUGUGAUGAUACUUCUUGCCAAUUUCAGUGUCCAUUCUUUAGCUACAAGUUCUGCUUUUGCUUCUACCCCUCCAUGUGACACUGAAGAGGUCUCUGUGGUUGAAGGUCAUCACAGCCAUAUAAAUCAGAAAUUUGAUUUUUCAACCUUUUCAGCAUCCUCUUCUUUUAACGGGAAGAGCAUGUCGAUUGGCGGAAACAGUGGCGGAGGCGGCAAAUUCAGGCCAGUUGCUGGUGGGACCGAUGGUGAUGGGAGGAGGUUUGAUGGUCUAGCCAUUGCAACUGAUGGAGUGUCUUCUUCAGCUACUACUGAAGAACAAACAGUUUCUUCUGAUAAGGUUUCCAGUGAAGAAGAGUUGUUGUGGAAGUCUAUUUGCGAUGAGGCUUCAAGAUUGCAAUCUGAGUCACGAGAUCCAUCUUUGGAUCGUGAUACCAUUAUGGAUUUCGUUUCCCCCGUAACCGUAAUAGGGAAGAUGGAGUCUUGUGAUAAUGCAGAUUAUUUUCGAACGGAGUUGUUUUACCAAACAGAACUUGCCCAAGAGCCCAAGAAUACCCUUUUGCUCACCAAUUAUGCUCAGUUUCUUUACAUGGUUGUUCAAGACUAUGACAGGUACAUCCAUCCUUCAUUUCUUUUAUGUUAGAAAUAAUGAUAAAUUCUUGACACUUAAAAUUAAUGGCCAGGGAUGUAAGUUUUAAUAUGCAAUGUCCAAGAUCAAUUUUUUACUGAUAUUAGUUUCCAUAUUGGUCCAAUUUUACACUAGUUGUACUUUUUACCAUGAGUACUUUUAGUAGUAUUACAGAGAAAACACCUGUUUUAGACUAUGUUAGAGAGGAGAGUUAUAAUCUAGUGAGAUGGCUACUCCUGGUAGGAAGGUUCAAGUGUUUUUGGUUGGAAAAGAUGGAAUACUGAUGUGUGAUUGGUAACAGAGCUGAGGAAUACUUCAAGAAAGCAACAGAGGUGGAGCCAAAGGAUGGAGAGGCAUUAAACAAAUACGCGACGUUUCUUUGGCAAGCGAAGAAUGAACUUUGGGGAGCAGAAGAGGCCUACCAAGCAGCCAUAGACGCGGAGCCUGCGAAUUCCUUCUAUGCUGCAAGUUAUGCGCAUUUUCUAUGGAAUACUGGCGGAGACGACACUUGCUAUCCUCUGGAAGAUGACGAUCCAGCCCAAUAUGAUGAUAUUUGAAAGGAAAUGGAAAAAGAAUGGAAAGAAUGCUGAAAAAGAAAAAAACAAGAACAGAAGAGAACAAGAGUGAAGGAAAGUAAUGGGUUAGUGCUCUUAUUGGAAAUCUUGCUGACAGAUGAGAUAGGGUGGUGGACGGGUAGAAUCAUGGGUUCUCAAAUGAAGCUCAAAGCAUAGACAACCAGUAAUGGUCUCCAUACUGGUCCAGAAACUAGAUGGAGUUGCAGAUAAGAGGAUGGGGAUGGCUCUGCUCAGUUCUUCUGUUCUUUUUUUACUAAAAUUUUCAAGCUAUGCACAGUUGGUUCAAGUUUUAGAUAUGUUGGUUGUUAUAGAAUGGCAUUUGCAUAUUGUAAUUAAACGUCCUGUUAAUAUCAUAAAUGCCCAAACUUUACCUCAAUUACUUUCGUUUAAAGUUUUAUUACUGUGUAAAAGGUGUCGUAAUUUAACAGCAACG
Molecule: messenger RNA, 3052 nt
Organism: Cuscuta europaea
Lineage: Eukaryota; Viridiplantae; Streptophyta; Magnoliopsida; Solanales; Convolvulaceae
Source: the annotation of a GenBank genome assembly